AUGGCUCCGCUCCACAACAGCCUUGUAUCAAGGGACGCGUUCAAAGCAGCACAUCAAAGAGACUACCAACGUCGUCUGCUCAGGCCCCAGCAUCGUUCCCUCAAUCGUCUUAUCCGUUCCCAUGCCAAACAGCUGGUUGAAUCCGGACAAGUCGACAUUUUUCCCGACUGCAAGCACGACCACGGAGCUUUCGACAAGGCCAGCAUACGAAACCACAUCGAGCAGGAUCUCCGCAGCGUGCACCACAACCUGGCCAAGGCAGAAAACAAUCAUAAUCGUCCGCGCAGGCCCGAUCGCCAGGAAGACGGUACCGAUCUCGCAUACAGCGACAUCGAGCUCCCCUCGGAUAGAUGCCGCCUCGUUCGGCAACCGACCUUGGAAAGAGAAGACGCUUUCCACGACGCAUCGACCGUCAAGGGCAAGAUACACAUUCGCCGCCGCCUAGAAUCCGGCAAUGACGACGAACAGGUUGCCCACCUCUACCAGGUGGGACUGCUCUACGACGACGAGCAGGACAGUGCAAGCGACAGCUUCAACCUAAACAGCAUCCAGCACGCUGAGCCGCUCUUCCCCAUCCGCCCCGCCAGGCGGGCGCAAAAGCAUAGAGCCGGCAAGGGCGGCGUCAACCAACCCUUGCAUCUUGACCUGUCCUUCUCGGACCUGGGCGACGACGAGGCUCUUGCCCAGUAUUUCAUGGCCGCUGCUCGUCCGGACUCCGAGAAUGGCCAAGACGAGACUGUUCAGCAUCGCGGGUCGGCUGGGCUGCACACUCCCCUGCGCGUCAUUUACGAGCUCAUUAGCUCUCAGCCUUCGUUUGACGUGGAUGCUUGUCAACCGCCUGAUUUGGUCACCGAUGUGCUUUCUGACUAUGACUGUUUUUCGGAUUCCGAGCUAGACGACACCCCUUCCCAACGGGAGGUGCAAGAACAUGCAAACAACGCGCCCGCCGAUGCCUGGGUCAUACUGGGGGACGACUCGUAG
Molecule: messenger RNA, 981 nt
Organism: Ustilaginoidea virens
Lineage: Eukaryota; Fungi; Ascomycota; Sordariomycetes; Hypocreales; Clavicipitaceae
Exons: 1
Coding region: 1-981 (326 amino acids)
Source: RefSeq, a predicted model, not a curated record